CCUAUGGCCAGCCGUUCGUGUCCACGAACGGAUGAAAAGAUAGCUUCGCUGGGAACCUCGACUAAACCUGCACCCACGUGUUGCGUUGUAUAUCUUUUUUAUUUCAUUCUUUUGGUGAGAGCGUGGCUGUGGCCGAUACUUUUUCUUUUAUACAUGGGGGUUCAUUUUUUUUUAUUUUUUUUUAUAUAUUGCUUGAUUUCGUCUUCCCAUUCCUUGGCGUUGGUACGGGAUCAUAUGGCUGCCCAGAGCAGUGCGGUGUGCACUGUCCUCUCUGUUAUACGGGCCUGCUUUGUUUGUAUUUUCUUAUCCGGCGUUCACGGGGUCUCAUCUCUUUUCUUUCGGGCUGCCUUGCUACCUCACUCACCUUCACUGGACAUGAACGAGAUAUUCCAUUCCAUGACCUCCCAAAUGCAGCAGUAACGACUACCAUGUAUUAACGACAAGGCCAUUUUUUCUUCUUCUUUUACCCAAGCGAGAGAGCGAGGACUUGACUGAGCCGACAACAAUAUCAUCAAUGCACAAGCGAAAUUCUACUAUCGUCACAAUAUACUCGACAAGACUGUGAAGAAAGGUGACACGCACGAGGAGGACCAACCCUCGUAUCAGCAAUUCUUCUUGGCAAGAUCACCAGCCAAUUCCUAACCAUUGAUGGGGGCAACCACCUUGGAGAGCUCCAGCUCAGUCAAACACCCGACCAAUUCAACACCAAUACUUACGCUCAGAGGGAGAUACUUGCACAAUCCCACACAUAUAACACCAUAUAUAAAUCCAAUGAUGAACCAGACAUCGACCAACAGGGACUUGGAAAGGGGUGAAUGGGGCAUUUUCAGCAGACAGAGGAGAAACGGAGCUUCAAGAGGAACGAACGAACACCUUACGACUCCAGGGACGACAUUGACGACGGAUCCGGCCACUUUUACUGCUACUACUAUCACAUAGGCAUUUUUUGAUUCUCAUAGCUUCAGAGGGAUGAAUACUUUGUCCGUUCUCUCUUUCGGCGCGAACACCUCAUUGCUUUCAGGUUGAUAAGUAGGCAAAUCUAUCUAUCUAUCUAGAUGAUGAUAAUGAAAUAAUGAUGAAACAG
Cryphonectria parasitica EP155 is the source of this 1084-nucleotide messenger RNA. RefSeq lists its product as uncharacterized. The record is from RefSeq and is a predicted model, not a curated record. NCBI's taxonomy places the organism in Eukaryota, Fungi, Ascomycota, Sordariomycetes, Diaporthales, Cryphonectriaceae. The transcript has a single exon. Bases 4 to 420 code for a protein of 138 amino acids.